Messenger RNA from Durio zibethinus, 1675 nucleotides. Its product is annotated as sphinganine C4-monooxygenase 1-like. NCBI's taxonomy places the organism in Eukaryota, Viridiplantae, Streptophyta, Magnoliopsida, Malvales, Malvaceae. The record is from RefSeq and is a predicted model, not a curated record. Gene Ontology annotation, biological process: lipid biosynthetic process. Gene Ontology annotation, molecular function: iron ion binding; oxidoreductase activity.
CUUCUACUUGAACGGGCCCUUCCCCUUUGUCAUGCCACUGAGCCGUUUUGAACCCAACCCCAAAAACCACCGGCCUAAGCAGAGUCCACAAUCCCCGCUAUCGAUACCAGAGAUCGUCACGUAUAUAUUUGUUGAGUCUAGAUAGAACCGCACGCACCAAAUUAUUUUGCCCAAAGUCUCCUUCUUUCUUUCCAAUUUUCUUCUCAAUUUCGAAUCUCCCGCUCUCUUUCCAACCCAAACACGAUUAUUUAUUCUUUAACAGUUAUGAUUUCCCUAUCCGAUUACGAAAUCGCCACCUUAGACUUUUAAUCAUUGCCCAAAAAUUAUUUUAAAAAAAACUAUUCUUUUUAUGCUAAUUUUGACUAUUGAGGAGAUCUCUCUUCGUUUAAACCUUUAAAUUUCGAUGAGGGACAGACAGCAGAGCAGAGUCCUUCAUGUGGUUUUGUUUGAAAUUCGAGUGGUAAAGGGAGAUGGGUUUCGCUAUAUCGGAUGAAUUGUUAGGAACUGUUGUUCCGAUUGCCGUUUAUUGGGUUUAUUCAGGAAUAUAUAUGUGUUUAGGAUCGUUUGAGAGUUAUAGAUUGCAUUCAAAAACGGAAGAGGAUGAGAAGAAUUUGGUUUCCAAACAAACAGUCGUUAAAGGCGUUCUUUUGCAACAAACUCUCCAGGCUGUUGUCGUCAUCCUUUUGUUCACGGUCACAGGGAGUGAUGCUGGGGCUUCUGCACUGCAACCAUCUUCCUUUAUUGUUCUAGCUGGACAGUUUGUUACAGCAAUGCUCGUUGUGGAUACUUGGCAAUAUUUUCUGCAUAGAUACUUGCACGAGAACAAGUUCUUAUAUCGGCACCUCCAUUCUCAGCAUCAUCGUCUUGUUGUUCCCUAUGCAUUUGGAGCUUUGUACAAUCAUCCAUUGGAGGGGCUUCUCGUUGACACAUUAGGUGGGGCCUUAUCAUUUAUCCUCUCUGGCAUGUCUCCUCGAACUUCCAUCUUUUUCUUCUCUUUUGCCACCAUCAAAACAGUCGAUGACCAUUGUGGGCUGAUGCUUCCUGGAAACCCCUUUCAUCUUUUCUUUAGAAACAAUUCGGCAUAUCAUGAUAUCCACCAUCAGCUUUAUGGUGGCAAAUACAACUUCUCACAACCAUUCUUUGUCAUGUGGGAUAGAAUUCUCGGAACAUAUAUGCCUUAUUCACUUGAGAAGAGAGCAGAAGGGGGCUUCGAAGCACGGCCAACUAAAGAGUUCAAAGAUGAUUAAUAAGUAAACUGUGAGCAUCCUUUUGUUUGUUGUUGCAGAAAUGUACCACCAGUUUUUUUCUUCUCUUUUCCUUGUCAAUGAACCUUGUGAUUUGUAUAUACCUAUACUCUUGUGCUCUACACUUCAAACUUAUUUUUGUUUAUAGAAGUAAUAACGAGAUCCAUUAGUCAUUUCCAAUAAUUUCUCAGGAACUGCUUCAGGUAGUCCUUAUUCUAGGUAAAGGGCUUGGGCCUACCUACCAAAAUGGAUCAUGCAGUUGUAUUCAAUAAUUGGAGUUCGGGCUUUUCUUUUUAAUCUUUGGAUUACGACUGGAGAUCAAACUCGAGAUCUUCGGUUUAGGAGUUGACAGUGGACUCCAAUAUCACCGAGUUAUAAACUUUUUGGUAGUCUUCCAGGAUACCUAUAGAGUGAGUUAGUGAUGAUGUGCC